GGAAUGUCGCCUGGAUGCACUUGCUGGCUGCCCGGGCCCUUCAGGAGAAACCGGGCACGUUGGGCGGCCAGGUCUAUUUCUGCUACGACGACUCUCCCUACCUCAGCUACGAGGAUUUUGACCUGGUGUUCCUUGGGCCCGCCGGCUUCCGGAUGUUAGGCCGCAGGCCUCUGCUGCCUUACUUCGUCUUGUACCUCUUGGCCCUCUCGUCCGAGCUCUUGCAGUGGCUCCUGCAGCCCCUGGGGUUCUUCUACCCAUCUCUGAACCGCUGCACCCUCCAGAAAGUCACCACGGCCUUCACCGUGCAGACCGACAAGGCGGCAAGGCAUUUCGGCUACAGGCCCCUGGUCCCCUGGGCCGAGAGCAGCGCUCGGACCACAGGCUGGGUCCGGGAGCUGGACGAGGCCUGCUCCAAAAACAAAUAGCCAACACUGCGCCCCUCCCUCC
This is a messenger RNA of Carcharodon carcharias (great white shark), 447 nucleotides long. RefSeq names its product 3 beta-hydroxysteroid dehydrogenase type 7-like. The transcript has a single exon. The annotation marks the transcript as partial. The record is from RefSeq and is a predicted model, not a curated record. Gene Ontology annotation, biological process: steroid biosynthetic process. Gene Ontology annotation, molecular function: 3-beta-hydroxy-Delta5-steroid dehydrogenase (NAD+) activity. Lineage: Eukaryota; Metazoa; Chordata; Chondrichthyes; Lamniformes; Lamnidae.